Emericellopsis atlantica is the source of this 803-nucleotide messenger RNA. Its product is annotated as ADP-ribosylation factor family-domain-containing protein. Gene Ontology annotation, biological process: endoplasmic reticulum to Golgi vesicle-mediated transport; vesicle organization; membrane organization. The transcript has 5 exons. NCBI's taxonomy places the organism in Eukaryota, Fungi, Ascomycota, Sordariomycetes, Hypocreales, Bionectriaceae. Gene Ontology annotation, cellular component: endoplasmic reticulum exit site; COPII vesicle coat. The record is from RefSeq and is a predicted model, not a curated record. Bases 118 to 687 code for a protein of 189 amino acids. Gene Ontology annotation, molecular function: GTP binding; GTPase activity.
AAGUAACCCUCCCGCAUCCCACCUCGUGCCUAGCAACAAGAACCACCACAACGCUUUACAACGAACCACUGUGACGCAGCACAUCAAAUCGACAUUCUAUACGAGCACGCCGCCGUCAUGUGGAUUGUCAACUGGUUCUACGAUGUUCUCUCCUCGCUUGGCCUGCUGAACAAGCAUGCUAAGCUCCUCUUCCUCGGUCUCGACAACGCUGGCAAGACGACGCUACUACACAUGCUCAAGAACGACCGUGUCGCCAUUCUCCAGCCUACUCUCCACCCGACAUCCGAGGAGCUCGCCAUCGGCAAUGUCCGCUUCACCACCUUUGACCUGGGAGGUCACCAGCAGGCCCGUCGUAUCUGGCGUGAUUACUUUCCCGAAGUCAACGGUGUCGUCUUCUUGAUCGACGCCAAGGACCACGAGCGCUUCGCGGAAGCAAAGGCAGAACUCGACGCGCUCCUUUCGAUGGAAGAGCUGGCAAAGGUCCCCUUUGUCAUCCUGGGCAACAAGAUUGACCACCCUGAUGCGGUGUCCGAAGAUAUCCUCAGGCACGAGCUGGGGCUGUAUCAAACAACAGGCAAAGGCAAGGUGCCUCUGGAGGGGAUCAGGCCCUUGGAGGUCUUCAUGUGCUCCGUAGUCAUGAGGCAGGGCUACGGCGAGGCCAUUAGAUGGCUGUCACAAUACGUUUAAUCUGAGUUGUAGACGGAAUCAGAACGAUGGAGCGCCGUAGGCGGUUGGUAGGCGAACGGACGACAUGAUACUCAGGCAACGUUUAGGUGCAAUUCAUUACUCUACAUUCUUGCUAA